AUGCUGAGUUUAAAAGAUUGCAAGAAUCUCGUGCAUUUUGCAAGCAGUGUACGUGGCUUAAAAUCUCUCGAAGUUCUUAAUCUUUCUGGUUGCUCAAAGCUUGGAAAACUACCAAAUGACAUUGGUCAUUUAGAAAGUUUGGUAGAGGUUGAUGUGAGUGGAACUUCUAUACGAGAACUACCUUGCUCAAUUGGCAUGCUUGAACGACUUGUUUCUAUGUCCUUGAGAGAUUGUAAACAUCUUGUGUGUCUUCCAAGUAGUGUAGGAGUCUUAAAAUGUCUCAAAGAUCUCAAUCUUUCUGGUUGCUCAAAGCUUGACAAAUUGCCAAAUGAGUUGGGCCAUAUAGCUUGUUUGGAAGAGGUUGAUGCGAGUGGGACUUCUAUACGAGAGAUACCUUACUCUAUUGGCAUGCUUGAAGGACUUGUUUCUAUGUCCUUGAGAGAUUGCAAAAAUCUUGUGUGUCUUCCAAGCAGUGUAGGUGGGUUAAAAUCUCUCAAAGAUCUCAAUCUUUCUGGUUGCUCAAAGCUUGAUAAAUUGUCAGAUGAGUUGGGUUGUGUUGCCUGUUUGGAGAAACUUGAUGUGAGUGGAAGUGGCAUAAGAGAAGUGCCAUCCUCUAUUGGUCUUUUGAAAAACCUCAAAAAAUUAUUUCUUGGAGGAUGUAAAGGACAAUCACAUAAAUCAUGGAAUAUGAUCUUCAACCCUUUUCAGUUAUUGCGAAAAAGAAGUCACAUUCCGGCAGGAUUGUCGUUGCCCAAUUUUUCUGGUUUGCAUUCAUUAACCAUACUGGAACUAAGUGACUGCAAUCUUUCUGAAAUUCCCAGUGAUUUUGGAUGCUUAUCCUUGUUAAGAGAGUUAGAUUUGAGCAAAAAUCAAUUUGUUAGACUACCUGAGAGCAUCGGGCAACUCUUUAGACUUGAAUGUCUUCACUUGGAUUCAUGCUGCAAGCUUCAAGCUUUGCCAGAGCUUCCAACUUGUUCAUGUGUAAACAUCAACAACUGCAUUUCAUUAGACACAUUAACCAAUCAAAUAAAGAAAUUGAUGAGUGUUAGCUGUUUCAAAAUGGUGGACAAUGAAAGCUGUAAAAGCUCAGCACUUUCAUUGCUAACACGCUACCUUAAGUUUGAACAUUGGGGUUCUUCAGCACAUUCUAAACCUCAUUUUAGCUUUACUGCUCCUGGAAAUGAAAUACCAGAGUGGUACAAUCACCAAAGUGUGGGGUCUUCGAUAACUGUAGAGCUACAUCCAGGUUGGUUUAGUAACAAGUGGAAGGGAUUUGCCUGGUGUGUUGUUUUUAGACUCCUCAAACCACUCCCGCCUUUGGAUGAGUUUGGCUUACGUUGCUUAUUGAUGGCCAAUGGAGAAUCCUUGGGUCGCUGUUAUCUAGGGUUUGGGGGAAAGUGGGGUAUACCUGUGUUGGAUCACAUUUGGUUCUUUUGUGGACACCGUGAUAAAUAUUCCUUUAAACCUGGGUGGCAGGAUAUCUACUAUCAACUUCAGCUUGAAUUCUCAUUUAUAUCUCAUUUCCAUGUGGAGGGAGGAAUGGAUGAGGAAAUUGGGCAAGUGAAGAAGUGUGGGGUCCGUAUAGUAUAUGAGGAAGAUGCAGCAUCUAGUAGUACUGAAAUUGGUGCAGGUCAGGAAGAGGAAGAAGAACCUCAUCCAAAAAGAUUUAAAGGACUUGAGCUUGACGGGGCAGGACCUAGUGACCAGAAAAGUGGUUAA
Rosa chinensis is the source of this 1719-nucleotide messenger RNA. RefSeq names its product disease resistance protein RPV1-like. The record is from RefSeq and is a predicted model, not a curated record. The coding region runs from base 1 to 1719 and encodes 572 amino acids. Gene Ontology annotation, molecular function: protein binding. The transcript has a single exon. NCBI's taxonomy places the organism in Eukaryota, Viridiplantae, Streptophyta, Magnoliopsida, Rosales, Rosaceae.